Messenger RNA from Artibeus jamaicensis (Jamaican fruit-eating bat), 2949 nucleotides. RefSeq names its product endoplasmic reticulum to nucleus signaling 2 (gene ERN2). The record is from RefSeq and is a predicted model, not a curated record. The transcript is spliced from 22 exons. The coding region runs from base 1 to 2772 and encodes 923 amino acids. Gene Ontology annotation, cellular component: IRE1-TRAF2-ASK1 complex. Gene Ontology annotation, biological process: protein phosphorylation; IRE1-mediated unfolded protein response; intrinsic apoptotic signaling pathway in response to endoplasmic reticulum stress. Gene Ontology annotation, molecular function: RNA endonuclease activity; protein serine/threonine kinase activity; ATP binding. Lineage: Eukaryota; Metazoa; Chordata; Mammalia; Chiroptera; Phyllostomidae.
AUGGCGAGCACGGCCCCAGACAGGUGGACGCUGCUCAGUCUCCGGCUCUGGCUCCUAAUGGCGGCGCUACUGGGGACUCUCGCGCCGCAGGUCCAGACCGUCAGUCCAGAGAGCCUCCUGCUCGUGUCCACCCUGGAUGGGAGUCUCCACGCACUAAGCAAGCAGACAGGGGACUUGAAGUGGACGCUGAAGGAUGAUCCCAUCAUCCAAAGGCCAAUGUACAUCACAGAAAUGGCCUUUCUCUCAGAUCCAGCUGAUGGCAGCCUGUACAUCUUGGGGACCCAGAAACAACAGGGAUUAAUGAAACUGCCAUUCACCAUCCCCGAGCUGGUUCAUACCUCCCCAUGCCGCAGCUCAGAUGGUGUCUUCUACACAGGCCGAAAGCAGGAUGCCUGGUUCGUGGUGGACCCUGAGUCAGGGGAGACACAGGUGACACUAACCACAGAGGCCCUUUCUACUCCCCGCCUCUACAUCGGCCGCACGCAGUACACGGUCACCAUGCAUGACCCCCGGGCCCCUGACCUUCACUGGAAUACCACCUACCGUUGCUACUCGGCACCCCCCAUGGACAUCUCCCCUGGAAAAUACAUGAGCCACCUGGCAUCCUGUGGGAUGGGCCUGCUGCUAACUGUGGACCCAGAAAGUGGGGUGGUGUUGUGGACACAGGACCUGGGUGUACCUGUGAUGGGCAUCUACACCUGGCACCAGGAUGGCCUGCGCCAGCUACCCCAUCUCACACUGGCUCGAGACACCCUGCACUUCCUUGUCCUCCGUUGGGGCCACAUCCGACUACCUGCUGCAGGUUCCCAGAACACAGCCACCCACUUCUCUGUCUCGGACAUCCAACUGCUGAUGACGCUGUAUAUAGGGAAGGAUGAAGCUGGCUUCUAUGUUUCCAAAGCACUGGUUCACACAGGGGUGGCCCUAGUGCCUCGUGGACUGACUCUGGCCUCCAGGGAUGGCCCCACCACAGAUGAGGUGACACUCCAAAUCUCAGGAGAGCGAGAGGGCUCACCUAGCACAGCUGUCAGAUACCCCUCAGGCAGUGUGGCCCUCCCUAUCCAGUGGUUGCUUAUUGGACACCAUGAGCCACCCCCAGUCCUGCACACCACCAUGCUGAGAGUCCAUCCCACCCCAGGGAGUGGAACUACUGAAACCAAACCCUCCAAGAGCAUACAGUCUCCGGCCCUCUUGUUGGAGCUCCUGAGCCUGAGUCAGGAGGAACCUUGGGACCUGGAGCUGCACCCUGAAGAGAAAACUUCACACUCGGAUCCAGGACCAGGACCCCAAGACCUGCUGGCAGCCAGCCUCACUGCGGUCCUCCUAGGAGGGUGUAUUCUCUUCUUGAUGAGGCAGGCCCUUGUGUUCCAGCAGCAGCAGCAGGCUCCCCUGGCACCUGCAGGACCUCCUGCCAUCUCACAGGAUGCUCUUUCCCAGCUCUCGGGGACCACCCCACAGGACCAGAAGAGGCUGCAAAGCCCCUCUGAGAAAACCCAGCCACCUGAAGACCCUGAAGCCGAGCAGCUCACUGUGGUGGGGAAGAUCUCCUUUAACCCCAAGGAUGUGCUGGGCCGAGGGGCAGGCGGAACUUUCGUUUUCCGGGGACAGUUUGAGGGACGGGCAGUGGCUGUCAAGCGACUCCUUCGUGAAUGCUUUGGCCUGGUCCGGCGAGAGGUCCAGCUGCUGCAAGAGUCAGACAGGCACCCCAAUGUGCUCCGCUACUUCUGCACAGAGCAGGGACCCCAGUUCUACUAUAUUGCCUUGGAGCUCUGCCCUGCCUCCUUGCAGGAGUAUGUGGAAAGCCCAGAACUGGAUCACUGGGGCCUGGAGCCUGAGACAGCACUGCAGCACCUCAUGUCUGGCCUGGCCCACCUGCAUUCCUUACACAUAGUGCACCGGGACCUGAAGCCAGCCAAUGUGCUCAUCACGGGGCUUGACAGCCAGGGCCGAGGCAGGGUGGUUCUCUCCGACUUUGGCCUCUGCAAGAAGCUGCCACCUGGCCACUGUAGCUUCAGCCUGCGCUCAGGCGUCCCCGGCACAGAGGGCUGGAUAGCACCUGAGCUCCUUCACCUCCUACCCCCAGCCAGCCCUACCAGUGCAGUGGACAUCUUCUCUGCAGGCUGCGUAUUCUAUUAUGUGCUUUCCGGAGGCAGCCACCCCUUUGGAGAGAGUCUUUAUCGCCAAGCAAACAUCCUUGCAGGGGCUGCCCGUCUGGCUCACCUGGAGGAAGAGGCCCAUGACAAGGUGGUUGCCAGGAGCCUGGUUGAGGCCAUGUUGAGCCCACAGCCCCAGGGACGCCCCUCUGCUCACCAGGUGUUGGCCCACCCCUUCUUUUGGAACAGAGCCAAGCAGCUCCAGUUCUUCCAGGAUGUCAGUGACUGGCUGGAGAAGGAGUCUGAACAGGGACCCCUGGUGAUGGCACUGGAGGCAGGAAGCUCCAUCGUGGUCCGGGGCAACUGGCACAAGCACAUCUCGGCGCCACUGCAGUCAGAUCUGAGAAGGUUCCGGUCGUAUAAGGGGACUUCGGUGAGAGACCUGCUUCGUGCUAUGAGGAACAAGAAGUACCACUACAGGGAGCUCCCGAGUGAGGUCCGGCAGGCCCUAGGCAACGUCCCUGACAGCUUCGUUCAGUACUUCACAGACCGAUUCCCACAGCUGCUUCUCCACACACACCAUACCAUGAGGAGCUGCGCGUCCGAGAGCCUCUUCUUGCCCUACUAUCCACUGGCCUCAGGGGCCAGGCAGCCAUGCCCAGAGGCAGCUGGGAGCUAAGGCCGGCCAGCCCAGGAGCUAGGCCUGGGGCUGAGGCUGGCCUUAGCAUCAGACAAUACCUGCAGAGACUUGGCAGCCUUGGGAACAUAAUGGAGCAAAGACAUGCUGAGAGCCCAGAUGCCAGGCACCCCUUGGAAUACAAGAAAAAUAAAUUCUCAUGUGUUUAAUGUAUAUAAA